Messenger RNA from Branchiostoma floridae (Florida lancelet), 1617 nucleotides. RefSeq names its product serine/threonine-protein kinase PDIK1L-like. The record is from RefSeq and is a predicted model, not a curated record. Gene Ontology annotation, cellular component: autophagosome; cytoplasm. Gene Ontology annotation, molecular function: ATP binding; protein serine/threonine kinase activity. Gene Ontology annotation, biological process: autophagosome organization; autophagy; protein autophosphorylation. NCBI's taxonomy places the organism in Eukaryota, Metazoa, Chordata, Leptocardii, Amphioxiformes, Branchiostomatidae. The transcript is spliced from 2 exons. Bases 186 to 1418 code for a protein of 410 amino acids.
GACUAAUGUAUCGUAGCUAAACGUCAUUCCCAACUUGACGUUCCCAAAUCGUUACAUUGGUAAUAAAUCGCGAAACAACAACAACAAGAACACCGUAACAAAAAUAGCUUCAUGAUUUAUUUGCAGAUUGUCUGAAUUGAGAAGUUAUCAAUAGAAAAAGGCUGACAACUUUCCUGGGCUUCAAGAUGGAGACGUCAUUCAAGGUUGGUAACUACGAGGUUGGAGAGGAACUGGGAAGGGGAGCUUUCGGUCAAAUACACAAAGCUUAUUCUUUAGGUCGAGAUCCGGUCAGGAUCUGUGCGGCUAAAAGACUGUCCGCAGAGUUGGAUUACCAAAUGAAUGAAGCUGUUGGAGAACUGAACACAUUAGAAAACCUUCCCAACCAUAACCACAUCGCACAACUUAUCGGGCACGAGAUAGUCUCUACACAUCCUUCUUGCAUUUGGCUUUUUCUUGAAUUCUGUGACGGGGGAACUCUUGGCGACUACGUUUUCCGCAACCCACAAAAUGUUGACACAAAACGCCAGCUGGCCGUCCAGUUGGCGGAUGCUGUGGCGUUCCUCCAUAAACAGCGAAUCGUUCACAGGGAUCUGAAACCGCAGAACUUGAUGAUAAAAGACAGGACCGAGUUCCCAAUUUUGAAGGUAGUGGACUUUGGCCUUGCAACCGUUUGUACCCAUUUAGAUCGGGCUAGGGUUCACGACUACUUUACAGGGUCCGUCAUAGGAACGCCCUUCUUUGUCGCUCCCGAAGUCCAGUCGGGUCAUGAUCACAACUGGACCACCGCGGUUGACGUGUUUUCUAUGGGGCUUGUGAUUUGGGCCAUGUUUGACAAUCUCAAUGCCGCCGUCAAUGCCAGAGACGAUCCAUACCUCGCCCCUUGUGUCAGAGGUCCGUCAGGCUAUCCAGAGGCUAUAGGGCAUUUUCUGAGGCGAGGCGAAACCGUAGACCAAGACACUGUGAUGAGUAACCAUCCUAAGCGCCGGAACCUUGUCUUGAGGAUGAUAGACGCAGACUACAACGGAAGGCCUACUGCAGAUGAAGUCUUCAAUAACCUGAUGGUGAUUGAAGACGAAAGCGACCAGGAGUCUUACCAACUCUCGGAGACAACUCCAAUUGUAGCCACAAGUCAAAACGAAGGAGAAACUAAUUCAUGCUGCAAAAUACCAUUAACAAUCUUCUCAAUCUUGCUGUACUGCCUUAUUCAGCUUCUGAAACCAGUUGUCCUAGUUAUCAUCACCAUCCCGUUUAUGAUUGCCUUGAUAUUGCAAGCAGUCUGCGCUCUCGUCACGUGUUUCUUCUGUAUUUGCUGCAAUUAUAAUGAUAUCGAAUGUGUAACCUACAUUUUAAAGUUUAAAAUGGUUCCGCCUGCUUUUGAGUGUUAUAAGAACAUCUGCUCUCGAGUGGUGAAUUUUUAAAAGUCGUUUCCACCAUGCAAAUGACCAAAACUUGCUUUCUCCAAACUGUUUUAAAAAGGGUGGUGCCUUAACCUCUUUUUUUUUGGGUCGUAUGGGCCGUGGUUUGUUACCUCCACGGAAAAUGGAGUUAGAAUAGAGUAGUUUUUGGUGUGUCUGCCUGUGUUUCUGGAUAUUUGUGGUCAGCAUAUCUUUAUAACCG